Nematolebias whitei (Rio pearlfish) is the source of this 3523-nucleotide messenger RNA. RefSeq names its product dynactin subunit 1. Bases 145 to 3216 code for a protein of 1023 amino acids. Lineage: Eukaryota; Metazoa; Chordata; Actinopteri; Cyprinodontiformes; Rivulidae. The record is from RefSeq and is a predicted model, not a curated record. Gene Ontology annotation, biological process: establishment of mitotic spindle orientation; nuclear migration. The transcript has 24 exons. Gene Ontology annotation, cellular component: axon; microtubule associated complex; spindle pole.
AACCGGAAGUACGGACUGUCGGUUUGGAGAGAUCGGCAUUAAAAAAACGGGAUAACGGUAUAUUUGCAUGAACACGAAAUAAAACCCAAUUUAAAGACAAAUAUUUGUGUCUUUGUGAAGCUGACCAGCCCAUUGAUCAGCAAAAUGAGCUCUGGCGGAACAGUGGAGAGCGUUAAACCUCCAAAGGUCGGCUCAGUAGUCGAGGUGACGGGGAAGGGUCAGCGAGGGACUGUGGCCUACAUCGGCGCCACCCUCUUUGCCUCGGGCAAAUGGGUGGGCGUCAUCCUGGAUGAGGCUAAAGGCAAGAACGACGGCACGGUGCAGGGGAAGCGCUAUUUCACCUGCGAGGAGAAUCACGGGAUAUUUGUCCGAUCGUCUCAGAUCCAGGUGGUGGAUGACUCGGGUAGCGCCUCCCCAGAGACCCCCGAGUCCAGCGGGGCAAAGCCACUCAAACAAAAAGAUGUUUCCGAGACUCCCAAAACAACCAAGCAGGCAUCUCGCGAGAGUCUUUCGCCUUCUGUGUCCGGAGACGUCGGCGAGGGGAGCCUCUCUCAGCAGGGAGCCCUCAGGGCCCCCGUCACCCCGUCACCUGCAGCUGCCCCGGUCCCAACUACUUCCAGCAAGGAGGAAGAGUCUCUGCGAGCUCAGGUCAAAGACCUGGAGGAGAAGCUGGAGACGCUGAGGAUGAAGCGAACGGAUGACAAGGCUAAGCUGAAGGAACUGGAGAAGUACAAGAUUCAGCUGGAGCAGCUGCAGGAGUGGAAGAGCAAAAUGCAGGAGCAGCAGGCCGAGCUGCAGAAACAACUCAAAGAGGCCAAGAAGGAAGCCCGGGAGGCCCAGGAGGCUAAAGACCGCUACAUGGAGGAGAUGGCGGACACGGCAGAUGCUAUCGAAAUGGCCACGCUGGACAAAGAGAUGGCUGAAGAGCGAGCAGAGUCCCUGCAAGUGGAGGUGGACUCGCUGAAGGAGAAGGUGGAGGAGCUCUCCAUGGAUUUAGAGAUCCUGAGGCACGAGAUUUCAGAGAAAGGAACCGAUGGAGCUGCGUCAAGUUAUCAAGUCAAGCAGCUGGAGGAGCAGAACAACAGGCUGAAGGAGGCACUGGUCAGGAUGCGUGACCUGUCUGCCUCAGAGAAACAAGAACACGUGAAGCUGCAGAAGCACGUGGAGAAGAACAACACGGAGCGGGAGACUUUGAGGACUCAGAAAGAAAAACUGCAAGAAGAACUCAAGCAGGCUGAGGCCACCAUCGAUGAACUGAAGGAGCAGGUGGACGCAGCUCUGGGAUCAGAGGAGAUGGUGGAGACUCUAACUGAGAGGAACCUCGACUUGGAGGAGAAAGUCAGAGAGCUGAGGGAGACCGUCACUGAUCUGGAAGCCAUCAACGAGAUGAACGACGAGCUGCAGGAGAACGCCAGGGAGACCGAGAUGGAGCUCAGGGAGCAGGUGGACCUGAGUGGAGCGAAGGUCAGAGAGGCAGAAAAGAAGGUGGAAGCAGCUCAGGAGACCGUAGCUGAUUACCAGCAGACCAUCAACAAGUACAGGGAGCUCACCGCCUCGCUGCAGGAGGCCAACAGAGAGCUGGUCAGUCAGCAGAGUGCAAACACCGAACAACCUCAGCAGCCGCCGGCAGAGCUGUUCGACUUCAAGAUCAAGUUUGCAGAAACCAAAGCUUAUGCCAAGGCCAUUGAGAUGGAGCUGAGGAAAAUGGAGGUGGCUCAGGCAAACCGACAGGUGUCCCUACUCACCUCCUUCAUGCCCGACUCCUUUCUCCGUCAUGGCGGCGACCACGAUUGCAUCCUGGUGCUGCUGCUCAUCCCCAGGCUCAUCUGCAAGGCUGAGCUGAUCAGUAAACAAGCCCAGGAGAAGUUUGACCUGAGUGGGGGUCUGGUCCAGGGAUCGGCGCUCCGAGGACCCUCAGGAGAGCAGCGCAGCUUUGCCUCAGGACUGGUUUACUCCCUGAGCCUGCUGCAGGCCACGCUGCACAAAUAUGAACAGGCUCUGAAUGGCUGCAGCGUGGAGGUUUUUAAGCGCAUGGGGACACUUUACUCUGAAAUGAGCUUCCAUGAGCGCUCUCUGGAUUAUUUCAUUGACUUGCUGCAUAAAGAUCAGCUCGAUGAGACCGUCCAGGUGGAACCCCUGACCAAGGCAAUCAAAUACUAUCAGACUCCUCCGGUGGAGACGAGGGCGUCCACCGUCAGGGCUGAGAUGACAGACGCCGAAGGACUGGGAGUCAAACUGGAAGACCGAGAAACUGUCAUCAAGGAGCUCAAGAAAUCUCUAAAGAUUAAGGGCGAGGAGCUCAGCGAGGCUCACGUUCGCCUGAGUCUCCUGGAGAAAAAGCUGGACACUUCCACCAAAGACGCCGAUGAACGUGUGGAGAAGAUUCAGACCAAGCUGGAUGAAAGCCUCACCCAGCUCAAGAAAAAGGAAAAGGAGUUUGAAGAGACGAUGGAUGCUCUGCAGGCCGAUAUUGACCAGCUGGAGGCGGAGAAGGCAGAGCUGAAACAACGCAUCCAUAAUCAGUCAAAGAUGACUAUUGAAGGUCUGAGAGGCCCACCCGCCUCAGGAAUCUCCUCCGUCGUUCAUGGAUCCGCAGGUGCCGGCCUGCCUCCGGCCAUGGCGGGACCAACGGAAGUGGUGGACUCUCCUCUCCUCCGGCAGCAGGUUGAGGUCCAGAGACUGGGCAUGAAACACCUGAAGACUGAAAACAACCGACUAAAGGCUGAGAAGAUGAGGGAUCAGCUCGCCUCCCUGCCUCCACUCCGUCCUCCUAAACUCCCACAAGUGUCCAAAGAAACCUCGGUGCCUCCGGAGGGUCUGAACACGGGCAUUUAUCGGAGGACAGACCAGCUGCUGGCCACCCUGCUCAAGCUGAGUGCUCAGGUCAAAGUGGUGGACAUCACUGGGAAGACCGCAGUCAGCGCCAGCGCCCAGCUGCUGGAGCAGACGGCUCGACUGAAGAAUCUCAGCGAUGCUCUGGACAAACUUAAAGGUGAGGUCGCUGAGCACGUGGUUUCAAACCAGCCUGGAGCCAAAGCUUCCUCUGACUUCGCCACGUUCCCAGUUUCCUCCUUCAAGGCUAAGGAAGAGAAACGGGGAGGAACGGUGUUUGUUGGUCGCGUUGCCAUUCCGUGCACCCGCGGGCAGGAACAAGUGCACCGCCUGGUUCUGUCGCAGCAGCAGCUGCAGCAGGUGCACCACCUCCUCAUGGUCUAAAAGCACACGGAGACACUCGACCUUCCAUUUCAACAUUAUCACUUUUUUUUUCCCCAUAUACUCAGGAAGCUGUACCCUGUUAACGCAAAGCACUAAAACUGCUGACCAGCCGUCUUUGAAGUUGAAUUUAAUAAUUUAAUGUGUAACCUUUGAAGUCACUUUAUGAAUUUGUCGUUUUCAUUAAAACUUUUGCACAGAUUUCGACAGCUCCUGUAAGAACAGAGGAAGUGUCAUUUUGCUUAAAUGAACUGUCUUUUUUCUUUGUAAGUUUAUAUGUAGUCGUCGCUCGUCUGUUCUCCAAUAAACA